CGGGCCCGGCCAGUGUGCGGCCGAGGCGGGAGGGCGGCGGGUGUCCGUGCGGCCGCGGGUCAUGACGGCUGGCGACCAGGCCGAGGGCGCGGGCGAGGAGCCCGGCGCAGUGCGGCCGCCCUCCGGAGUGGCCAAGCUGCUGUCGGCGCUCUUCUACGCGACCUGUUCCUUCCUCAUCGUUCUGGUCAACAAGACGCUGCUGACCACCUACGGUUUCCCUUCACCAAUUGUCCUUGGAAUUGGACAGAUGGCAGCUACCAUAAUGAUACUGUAUGUAUCUAAGCGAAAUAAAAUCAUUCACUUCCCUGAUUUUGACAAGAAAAUCCCUGUAAAGCUGUUUCCUCUGCCUCUCCUCUACGUUGGAAACCACAUAAGUGGAUUAUCAAGCACAAGUAAAUUAAGCUUGCCGAUGUUCACUGUCCUCAGGAAAUUUACCAUUCCACUUACUUUGCUUCUGGAAAGCAUCGUACUCGGGAAGCAGUAUUCACUGAGCAUCAUUGUCAGUGUCUUUGCCAUCAUUCUCGGGGCUUUCAUAGCAGCUGGUUCUGACCUUGCUUUUAACUUGGAAGGCUACAUUUUUGUAUUUCUGAAUGAUGUCUUCACAGCAGCAAAUGGAGUUUAUACCAAACAGAAGAUGGACCCAAAGGAGCUAGGGAAAUAUGGAGUACUUUUCUACAAUGCCUGCUUCAUGAUUAUUCCAACUUUUAUUAUCAGUGUCUCUACUGGAGACCUGCAACAGGCUACUGAAUUUAACCAAUGGAAGAAUGUUCUGUUCAUCAUACAGUUUCUUCUUUCCUGUUUUUUGGGGUUUCUACUGAUGUACUCCACGGUCCUGUGCAGCUACUACAAUUCGGCCCUGACAACAGCAGUGGUUGGAGCCAUUAAGAAUGUAUCCAUUGCCUACAUCGGUAUGUUAGUUGGUGGAGACUAUGUUUUCUCUGUGUUAAACUUUGUAGGGUUAAAUAUUUGCAUGGCUGGGGGAUUGAGAUAUUCCUUUUUAACUCUAAGCAGCCAGUUAAAACCGAAACAACCAGUGGAUGAAGAAAACAUUCCUUCAGAUUUGAAGAGCUAGAGGCUGGGGCAGAAUUGCAGACUGACUUGAGACACAGGACCCAUGGUGAAGGGAUUCUCAGCAGAAAUGUGAAGCCAGAAGUUUCAGACUUGGCACAUCCACCCUCUGGGUAAAGCACAAACAGGAAUGUUUGCAGAAUAACUACCUCACAGGCACUGCACAGUUGAGCCAUCACUGGUCCUGAGAAACGUAUCUGUGCAAAACCUCACCAGUGGGAAGUGACUCUUUUCAAAAUAAGCCACUGGGACUUGGUAGGUAGUGUGCUGAGCGCUCACCUACAGACUUGUGUGGCCCCUUGUCCCAGUGGCAUGCACUGAAGAGGAGGUUGAUGUUUUAAUGGUAACUAUUUCCUUAUCAGCAUCUUGGCCUUAAUUUUGAAGGCUCUGGUCAAAGCGUGGCACCAAGGAGAACAGUUUAUUUCAGUUUAAACAGACAUGUCUUUAUUUUAAUAAAAUCAGCCAGUUAACUGCCCAUAAAAUUAGUUGUUAGCUUUGAUGUAAGGUGUGUUCAUAUAUUUUCUUAAUCAUCAAAGUAAAAUAAAACAUUUCUAUGUAUGCCUCAUACUGUGAUAUUAUUGUAAGCAGGCAGAAAACAAGAAAUCAGUUAAUCACAGAGGAGAAGAAUAUUCCCAUCUUGGAGGGAUAAUUAGAUAACUCCUUUUAUGAAUCAUGUUGGGAAAGAUUACCAAGUAACUCAAUUGAAAGGAAAUACUCAGGGUUUACCCUGUCAACAUUUAAGUAGCCCCUUUCUUUGUUUCCUCUUAACUCUUUCUAGGUUCCAUGGUGGGGAGGUUUAACCAAAGGUGCAUGCAUGUCCUCAAAGGCCAGCCUACCCCAAAGAGGGGCUUGUAUGGGAAGGUGCCCUGGCUGGCUGGGGGGUCCUUUACCCUCCCCAUUAGGAAAUGGGCUGUCUCCAUAAGUGUUGGAGUGCAGGGUGGAGACCCAGACUGGGAGUCAGGAGCCAAACCAACUAGUCCUGUCUCCACCGUUAACCUCUGGGAACCUUUGCAAAUCACUUUGUCCAUUGCGUGGCCUCUGGUUAUCUCUUGUGAAUA
Messenger RNA from Otolemur garnettii (small-eared galago), 2126 nucleotides. RefSeq names its product solute carrier family 35 member D2 (gene SLC35D2). Lineage: Eukaryota; Metazoa; Chordata; Mammalia; Primates; Galagidae. Gene Ontology annotation, cellular component: Golgi apparatus. The transcript is spliced from 12 exons. The record is from RefSeq and is a predicted model, not a curated record. Bases 62 to 1072 code for a protein of 336 amino acids. Gene Ontology annotation, molecular function: antiporter activity; GDP-fucose transmembrane transporter activity.